Molecule: messenger RNA, 225 nt
Organism: Cherax quadricarinatus
Lineage: Eukaryota; Metazoa; Arthropoda; Malacostraca; Decapoda; Parastacidae
Source: RefSeq, a predicted model, not a curated record
AUGGCGUCGCCUGGCGUCGCUGGCGUCGCCUCGCAAUAUGGGGAAAUAAGACCAACAAGGAAUAAAAAGAACAAUAGGAGAAAGAGGAACAUGAAAAGGAGGAAUAAAGAACAAGAAAAGAGGAACAAAAAAGAGGAACAAGAAAAGAGGAACAAGAAAAGAGGAUACAUGAAAAAACGGAAACAGGUGGAAAUAAAAAAGAGGAAUAAGAAAAAGAGAUAUUAA